Molecule: messenger RNA, 1601 nt
Organism: Helianthus annuus (common sunflower)
Lineage: Eukaryota; Viridiplantae; Streptophyta; Magnoliopsida; Asterales; Asteraceae
Product: uridine kinase-like protein 5
Exons: 15
Coding region: 103-1473 (456 amino acids)
Cellular component (GO): cytoplasm
Molecular function (GO): kinase activity; ATP binding
Source: RefSeq, a predicted model, not a curated record
UAAUUUUUAUCGAACAUCAAUGGCGAUUUAUAUUAUUUGUUCUAAAUUUUAGCUGAAUUACAACUAUUUCACUCCUAUUCGUCAUCGUAGUACAAGAGCCUCAUGUCAAUGAUGGACGCUGAUUUUCAUGCUAAAUCCCAUAAUCAGUCUUCACAAAUUAAAAAUAAUAAAGUUCCAUUCAUCAUUGGUGUUGCUGGCGGAACGGCGUCUGGGAAAACAACUGUGUGCAAUGUGAUCAUGGCGAGACUCCAUGAUCGACGGGUUGUCCUCAUCAAUCAAGAUUCAUUUUAUCAUUGUUUUAGUGAUGAGCAAUCUGCAAAUCUCCAAGAUUACAAUUUUGAUCACCCUGAUUCGUUCGAUACAGAAUCUCUCCUCUCGUGUGUGGAAACAUUAAGAAAGGGGCAAUCAGUUAACAUACCGGAUUAUGAUUAUAAGAUGCAUAAGAAAAGUGGACCGGGUCGCUUGGUAAACCCAUCGGAUGUCAUCAUUCUAGAAGGAAUUCUAGUUCUACAUGACGAGAGAGUUCGAGAUCUAAUGAACAUAAAGAUCUUUGUUGAUUUAGAUUCUGACGUGCGGUUGGGAAGGAGGAUAAAACGCGAUACGGUUGAGAGAGGGAGAAAUAUCCAGUAUGUGCUUGACCAAUAUGAUAAACACGUAAAACCAAGCUUUGAGGAGUUCAUUCUUCCAUCAAAGAAACAUGCCGACAUUAUAAUCCCUAGGGGAGCAGAUAACGACGUUGCAAUCGAUUUGAUAGUGCAACAUAUUCGUACAAAGCUUGGUCAACAUGACCUUUGUAAAAUAUAUCAAAACCUUUUUGUUAUACCAUCAACAUUCCAGCUACGCGGAAUGCACACACUUAUACGAAAUGCCAAAACAAGAAAACAUGAUUUUGUAUUUUAUGCAGACCGACUUAUUCGCUUGGUUGUGGAACAUGGUCUAGGACAUCUUCCUUUUACCGAAAAACAAAUAGUUACUCCAACAGGAUCCAUCUACACAGGAGUGGUAUUCUGCAAAAGAUUGUGUGGGGUUUCAAUCAUCAGAAGUGGGGAAAGCAUGGAGAAUGCAUUAAGAGCUUGUUGCAAAGGAAUCAAAAUUGGUAAAGUUCUUAUACAAAGAGAAGGAAACGAUCGGCAGUUAAUAUAUGAAAAACUACCCAAAGACAUCGCUAGUCGUCAAGUUUUACUGCUUGAUCCAGUGCUUGCUUCAGGUGAUUCUGCGAUGGAGGCAAUCUCCUUGUUACUCAACAAGGGUGUAUCUGAAUCCAACAUCAUCUUCCUUAACCUUAUAGCUGCGCCAGAGGGAAUACAUGCAGUUUGUAGGCAGUAUCCGAGGCUGAAAAUAGUGACGUCAGAGAUUGAUGCAGGGCUGAACGAGCAUUCGAGGGUAAUUCCAGGCAUGGGCGACUUUGGAGAUCGUUACUUUGGCACUGGUGCUAAUGCUUCUGCCACAUUUUUGCCAAAGAAUAAAGCUUAACCAUCAACAACUUUAAGAUUUUUUGUUGAAAAGUACAGUUUUAAACUCUUACAGAUUGAUUACUGUUGACUACUGUGAUAACAAUAUGGUUAACAUUCAAUAUUCAUCUUCUUUUGCCUUUUGGGCUU